CUUCCUAGAAUACGUUACUCACAUUCCUUACAUACAUAUUUUAGUUAGCUGCUCUAAUUAAUAUUAGUACUUAAACCACACGGGAUUGAUUUCACCGUUAAAGCAAACUUUCCUUUGUUUUUAGACAGUAUAAAAAGACCAUAAUUUCCCUUCUUGUAGACAUCAGGCUGCACACAUAAGCUUAAUUCUAGAUUUUGGACAAAAUGGAUUUUAUUUCAGCAAAACGACUCAUUUUGUUGACUUUAGCCACUUCAAGCUUGUUAACAUCAAACAUCUUUUGUGCAGACGAAUUGAUGAUGUCCAAUCUUUACAGCAAAGACAAUUAUGACAAGUAUUCUAAGCCUAGAGGGGACCCUAAAGGAGAAAAGGAAAGAAGUCUCAAUUUUGAAGAAUGGAAAGAUUGGAGUCCAAAAAACGUCACUAAGAUUACACCUGCAGUCAACAAAAUGCCACACUCGGCAGCCAACUUGCCAUUGAGAUUUGGGAGGACCAUGGAAGAAGAAAGAGGCCCUGGGGCAAUGGCCAACCUGCCUCUGAGAUUUGGAAGAAACACAGAGGAAAGCAUCUCGAGACGCAUUCCUAACCUGCCCCAAAGGUUCGGGAGAACAACAGCCAAAAGUGUCGCCAAGACACUGAGUGAUUUGCUCCAACAAUCCAUGCAUUCACCACCUGCCAAUGAGUUACUUUACUCCAUGACCUGCCAGCCCCAAGAAAUCCAGAAUUCCCAUCAAAAACACCCAAGGAGACUGGGAUUCAAGAAAAGAGAUGAUACAGAAUUGAAACAAGAAAAAUAAGAAAUCUGGAGCCUGUCCCUAAAGAUGAUAUGAAGCUGUGGCCUGUAAUCUACAAAUAACUCUCUAGUGAAGACAAUGAGUGAAGAGUCCCUGCACUCUUUUAACGGGUUAUCAUUGAGAGCAAUUUUUCCUUGUCCGUGUGGCUAGUACCUUGAAAGUUAUACAAAACGACUUAA
Messenger RNA from Equus quagga, 970 nucleotides. RefSeq names its product neuropeptide VF precursor (gene NPVF). Lineage: Eukaryota; Metazoa; Chordata; Mammalia; Perissodactyla; Equidae. The coding region runs from base 204 to 794 and encodes 196 amino acids. The transcript is spliced from 3 exons. Gene Ontology annotation, molecular function: signaling receptor binding. Gene Ontology annotation, biological process: neuropeptide signaling pathway; negative regulation of gonadotropin secretion. The record is from RefSeq and is a predicted model, not a curated record.